AUGGACGAAAAGCAUCAGUAUCAACCGCAGCCCAUGAAUCCUCCUCGGCGUGUGUCGUGGAUUUUUUCCAAGGGCCGCCAGCUGCUCCUUAUUGCGGUCGUCCUAAUCGCAAGCUUCCACUUGAUCGCUGUGCCUUUUAUGCCGAAGCAUUUCUUCCAGUGCAACCACGUUAGCACGACCAAGGCCCUCGUCCCGUUCGAAGCGCAUAUCAUUAGCAAAUGCCCCGAUACCAGGCAUGCCCUUCGUAACCUGAUCCUGCCCGUGAUGCAAAAGGUCCACGACAAAGUCGACUUUCAGCUCUCAUACAUUGGCAAGCCCACUGCUAACGGCGGCGUCGAAUGCAAACACGGUCCCUCCGAGUGCAUCGGCAACAUCAUCGAACUCUGUGCUCACGAGCUCUAUCCCGACCCCAAGAUCCAUCUCGGUUUCGUCAUGUGCCUGACCAAGGACUACGACCUUAUCCCCGAUCGCGCGCUCAUCGAAGACUGCGCUCUCGAGCAUGCCAUCGACUUCAACAAGCUCAACGACUGUGCCGCCCGAGAUGAAACCGCCCACGGCAUUGAGCUGCUGCGAAACAGCGUCCAGCGAUCUGCUGAUGCCAACAUAACCAUCAGCUGCACCAUUCGUCUCAACCACGAAGUCUACUGCAUCCGCGAUGACGACGAGUGGAAGGACUGCCCCAACGGCCCUGGCGUCAACGACCUCGUUCUCGCUAUUGAGAAGCUGUACCGCGGUUCGUCGUAA
Messenger RNA from Trichoderma asperellum CBS 433.97, 744 nucleotides. RefSeq lists its product as uncharacterized. The record is from RefSeq and is a predicted model, not a curated record. Gene Ontology annotation, molecular function: oxidoreductase activity, acting on a sulfur group of donors, disulfide as acceptor. NCBI's taxonomy places the organism in Eukaryota, Fungi, Ascomycota, Sordariomycetes, Hypocreales, Hypocreaceae.